CUCUCGUUAGUCCGUGGUCGCCUCUUCUGCUACCGGCUCUCGUCUCCGAGCUUGCGACUGGCGGACAGAAGUCCUUGGUAGGAAGAGGCCGGACUUGGAGUCGUCGCCUGAGCCUUUCAUCUCAGAAGUUCAAGGUACUUUGUACAACUUCUGCCACCCAGGCCGUGUAUCCUACAAGGCAUUUGUAAGCCAUGGCUGCCAUCAGGAAGAAACUGGUGAUUGUUGGUGAUGGAGCUUGUGGCAAGACAUGCUUGCUCAUAGUCUUCAGCAAGGACCAGUUCCCAGAGGUGUAUGUGCCCACGGUGUUUGAGAACUAUGUGGCAGAUAUAGAGGUGGAUGGAAAGCAGGUAGAAUUGGCUUUGUGGGACACAGCUGGACAGGAAGAUUAUGACCGCCUAAGGCCCCUCUCCUAUCCAGACACUGAUGUUAUACUGAUGUGUUUCUCCAUCGACAGCCCUGAUAGUUUAGAAAACAUCCCAGAAAAAUGGACCCCAGAAGUCAAGCAUUUCUGUCCCAAUGUGCCCAUCAUCCUGGUUGGGAACAAGAAGGAUCUUCGGAACGAUGAGCACACAAGGCGGGAGCUAGCCAAGAUGAAGCAGGAGCCUGUAAAACCUGAAGAAGGCAGAGAUAUCCGCGAACACGGGACUGCGCGCUUGUGGGUACCAGUGGAGGGUUCAGGCAAAGACCCAAAACGAAUGGAGGUGAGCGGAGGUUUUUGAAAUGGCUAGCGAGAGCUUGCUC
This is a messenger RNA of Microcebus murinus (gray mouse lemur), 741 nucleotides long. Lineage: Eukaryota; Metazoa; Chordata; Mammalia; Primates; Cheirogaleidae. The record is from RefSeq and is a predicted model, not a curated record.